AUGGCUGUCACCCAAUUCAAGGGUAUCAGACGCUACUAUAUCCGAAAAAUCCACGACGCCCUGCACCAGCUCCACCAGAAGGAGCAGAAUCUCCUUCGCCUCGAAGCUGAAACCAGCAUUCUCAACUCACAAGUGAGAAAGAUUAAGGAAGAAGUCCAGCUGCUUCAGGACCCUGGAUCUUAUUCUCAUGUUGGUUUAGUUAGACAAGUAAUUGACAAGCACAUGGUUUUGGUUAGGGUCAUUGAACUUCCAAUCAGACAUCCUGAAUUAUUUGAGCUCCUUGGUAUAGCUGAACCAAAGCACAUCCUGCUUUAUGGGCCCCCUGGCACUGGGAAAACACUGUUGGCUCGGGCUGUAGCUCAUCACGCUAAAUGUUCUUUCGGGCACAUUUCUGCAACUAAGUUAGCUCAGAAGUACAUUGGGGUAGGCGCUAAGAUGGUUAGAGAACUUUUUUUCCUGGCCAGGAAAUAUGCUCCAUGUAUUAUUUUUAGGGAUGAAAUCGACAGUAUUGGAUCUGCUCGUGUGCAAUCUGGUGGUGGAACAGACAGUGAGGUGCAGCGGACUAUGCUAGAGCUUCUCAGCCAGCUGGAUGGAUUUGAGGCAUCAAGCAACAUCAAGGUUAUAAUGGCCACAAAUCGUAUUGAUAUUCUGGAUCAAGCACUCCUUAGGCCAGGAAGAAUUGACAGGAAGAUUAAAUUUCCAAAUCCUACUGAACAGUCUAGUUGGAAGAUCAUGAAAAUACAUUCAAGGAAAAUGAAUUUAAGGCGUGGAGUUGAUUUGAAGAGGAUUGCAGAGAAGAUGAAUGGUGCAUCUGGUGCAGAGAUGAAGGCUGUUUGCACAGAAGCAGGGAUGUUUGCUUUGAGGUAG
Molecule: messenger RNA, 867 nt
Organism: Prunus armeniaca (apricot)
Lineage: Eukaryota; Viridiplantae; Streptophyta; Magnoliopsida; Rosales; Rosaceae
Source: the annotation of a GenBank genome assembly